This is a messenger RNA of Mycena citricolor, 2028 nucleotides long. Lineage: Eukaryota; Fungi; Basidiomycota; Agaricomycetes; Agaricales; Mycenaceae. The record is from the annotation of a GenBank genome assembly.
CUUGACUGCCGCCUUCUCACCUGCAACGACACUCUUACUCACUCUCAUCCCAAAUGGCACCCUACGAAGACUGGAACAAACUACAAGAUGAGGACGACGAUGAGCUACAGGACUUCUCCCAAUUCGACACGAAACGAGACGUGAUCCUGUUCUGCAUCGACUGCUCCGAGUCGAUGCUUGCGCUCUAUCCCGACCCGACCCGGAAUGACGCGCCCACCUGCCACGUCUAUACCGCACUCGACAUCGCAUUGCAGCUCGAGAAGCGCAAGAUCAUUGUGGGGCCCAACGACGCUGUGGGCAUCCUGUUGUUUAACACGACUCGCAAACCCGACGAGGCUAGCGGCAUCCAGGGCUCCGAGAUCAAGGCGAAUUGCUACCUGGCGCAGCCUAUCGGAACACUCAGUGUGGAGAGAAUACAUGAUCUGAUACAGCUCCUCGAAGGCUUCCGUGAAAAUCCGGUGCAGCUUAAGGAAACUUACCCUCCGCUCACGGACGGCAGGAAAGUUCCGAUGGGUGACGUUUUCACCAGUUGCAACUGGGUCAUUCGAGAUGGCGCUCCGAAGACAGCUUCGAAGCGAGUGUUCUUGAUCACCGAUGAGGACGACCCACAUACGGGGAAGGGGAGAGAACAACUCACCAACUCAGCCAGGAACACUUUGAUUGACUUGACGCAAUCGGGUGCCAAUGUGGAACCCUUCUUCAUCAGCAGCAAGGAGAAGCCUUUCGACUUGUCUAAGUUCUACUCGUCCGUGUUGAUGCCCGAUAGUCUGGUUGACGAGGAGGAAAUGGAUCCUGACAAUCCGACCAUCCUCCCGGAAUCCAUCUCAAUAUGUCGAGCCGAGGAACUUCUAGAUCAGAUGCGCGUUCACGAAAUUCCCAAGCGCUCUCAGUUCAGCAUCCCCUUCCAAAUAGCCCAAGGCUUUGUUAUCGGCGUCAAGGGCUACGGCUUGGUUACCGAGCAGAAGAAGGGGCAGUACAAGUACUUUGUGGACCUGGGUGACCGCAUGGAGGUGGCCAUUUCCCGCACGCAAUAUGUGGACCAGGCACUGGAGAACGAGAUUGACAAAGUGAAGAUCGUUUAUGGCGGCGACGUCGGUGGCGACGAGGCGACGAAGACGGUGAAAGCAGGUCAACGGCCAUUCUACAGUGCAGAAGACAUCCAGUCAUUCCGAACGCUGGGUUUGGAGCCUGGCAUGAAGCUGCUCGGAUUCAAGGAUCGCAGCGAGCUUAGGUUCGAGGACAACAUCAAGCAUUCCCUCUUCAUUCAACCAGACGAGAUGGCUUAUUCUGGUAGCAAAAGGACGUUCAAUGCCAUGCUCAAGUCUAUGAUCAAGAAGAACAAGAUUGGGCUGGUGCUGUCUCUGACCAGGCGGAAUUCAUCCCCUACCUUCUGCGCCUUGCUACCCCAGGCAGAAAGCAAGGAGGACGAAGAAUGGAAGGAUCCUGCUGGCUUUCAUUUGAUCCCACUACCUUUCGCAGACGAUAUUCGCGAGGCACCGGUCGAUACCGCAGAGUGGCAUGCUUCUGAAGAUGCACAAAACGCAGCUCGGGCGUGGAUCGACAAAUUGACAGUGAAAAAUGGUGGAUACCCUCCUGACUCUUAUCCGAAUCCCGCCUUGGCGUUCCAUAACGCCCAGCUGCAAGCCGUGGCAUUGCAUGAAGACUUUGAUCCGGACACGUUCGAGAAUCUGACGAAUCCCAAUCAUGACAUGAUACAUAAGGAUGAUGCUGGCGACGCCGAGAUCCGAGCACGACAUGCCGAGGGAACGCUGAUGAAGCUCAGGGUAGAUGACCUGAAGAAUUUCCUCAAGAGCAAGGCGCUGGCUUCUUCCGGGAAGAAGGCGGAUUUGAUAGAGCGCGUGGAAGGUUAUCUUUCGUCGAAUUAAAGAGCCGAGUCAGGGGUGGGGCUGCUCACGGUAGGCGCUGCGGUAAAUCAUGACGUGCAUUUGCAUAGCGAAGUCGAGUCUGUAAGCACCUACUUAUGACCCACGAUGCACCUCUCAGCACCACCACAUGUCGGUCUCUUCG